AUGUCUCAGCUGGGUUAUAUUACAAAAAGAAGCAAAGUGGAGACAGUUGAAGGAACAGACCUGGUGGGUGAAUAUUUUGAUCAGUCGCAUGUGGCUCUACCAAAUGUUUCAAAGUUCUUCUUGCAUCAAGCUCUGGAAGAGAGAAAAGCCGCAGAGGCUUUGAUGAAGUAUCAGCAAGAAAGAGGAGGCCAUUACUGUUCUAAAACCAUCCAGAAACCAAACUGUGAGUACGCAGUCGGUCUGAUGAAAGCCCUGGAAGUAGCAAUGGUACAGUGGAAAACUAUGAUACGAUAUUUUGAAGAGCUUUAUGCCCUGAGUAUUGAAAAUGCAGACCCUCAUAGCGCAAGCACUAUCAAGAAACAAUUUAUCGGGCCCAACAUCCGGAAGAUCAAGCUGAUGGGAGAUCUACUGACCAAUGCUCGCAGGCUUGACUGUUCCCAAGAUGGUAGAAAUAGUCUUGGGGAUUACUUUAUGGACCGGUUGCAGAAAGAGUUCAGAACAGGCACAGAGCCAGAGUCUAGUCAUCACUGCAGCCCCUGCCCACCUCUCCAGCAGUGUACAGGAGCUGCAGAGGGUCUGAAGCGACCCCAGAGAGAAUCUUCCCAGCAUAGAAAUGGCAUAGGGCCAAUAUAUGCAACCAUACACUGCACUGCCACACUGCCACAGUGUAAUGAUGGAACAGGAGCAAAAGUGAAGCAGGGCAGGGAGGGACUUUAAUGCUGUGGCUGUUGCAGCUACAGGGCAGCUCCUAAGGCAGACCUGUACAGAAGGUGGCCUUGAGACCAGAACUCAGGAGACAUGAUGCUGUAUCGCUCCUCCUGCUUUACACCCUGCCCCCUUGUCCUCCGUUGAGCCACAGCUCAAAAUCUAGCCCAUAGCAAGGUUGCUAGUUACCUAGGUUGUCGGCAUUAGUCGUGCUUUUAUCUGUGCAAUUCCUAGAAGCCAAAAGCUUUUAAGUCUCUUUUCUGUCUUAAAUGAUUAAUAGGAUUAGUUAGUGCAAAUUAUUUUUAACAGUGUAUGUAACUUCUAUU
This is a messenger RNA of Aptenodytes forsteri (emperor penguin), 1031 nucleotides long. RefSeq names its product ferritin light chain. Bases 1 to 717 code for a protein of 238 amino acids. The transcript has 3 exons. The record is from RefSeq and is a predicted model, not a curated record. Gene Ontology annotation, cellular component: cytoplasm. Gene Ontology annotation, molecular function: ferrous iron binding; ferric iron binding. Gene Ontology annotation, biological process: intracellular iron ion homeostasis; iron ion transport. NCBI's taxonomy places the organism in Eukaryota, Metazoa, Chordata, Aves, Sphenisciformes, Spheniscidae.